AUGGCGGCCCGGAACAAGCGGGACAAGACAGAAAGCAUGCUCACCGGUUGGGCUACCAUCCAGAUCAACAACUCUCUUGUCUGGCAGAGGAGCGCAGUCCCGGGAUAUGAACACAAGUCCUUGCAACUCCGUGGAAAGCUCAACGGACUCAAAGAGUGGAACGAUGGUAACAAAGAACUCAAAGCUAUAUCCAAUUCUGUUGUUAUUGAAUUCAAGGACCAACGUGGGUCGUGUGCGAUGUUUUGUGAUACGGAGGAAGAAAAGGAUAAAUUGUUGGGUGUUUUGCAUUAUACCGCUGAACUGUGA
Desarmillaria tabescens is the source of this 306-nucleotide messenger RNA. RefSeq lists its product as uncharacterized. The record is from RefSeq and is a predicted model, not a curated record. The transcript has 4 exons. NCBI's taxonomy places the organism in Eukaryota, Fungi, Basidiomycota, Agaricomycetes, Agaricales, Physalacriaceae. The coding region runs from base 1 to 306 and encodes 101 amino acids.